CGGAGAACGGCAUUGCAGGUAAAUCGGGACGCGUUUGUCAACACCAUUUUUUUCCCCUUGCUUUCAUUAACAUGUGCGAGAAAUGAAGCGGACUCGAUAAGAAACGCUGGGUUUGAGUUUUUGGAGUAAGAAAAAAGAAAAACGCGGACGGCAAAAAAGAGAAAAAACCUCCCAGCUCGCCUUGGUUCAGAAGAAGCUCCCGUUGUGUCAGCGCUUUGUGGGAGCACGCUUUUCUUCUCCGAGGAACUUCGAAAGCUGUGGAUUUUUUUAAAAAUCCUGAAACCCUAUCUAACAAAGGAUGAAAUCUGUCAAAAGAGCGUUUGAAGAGGAGCACAGUGGAGAGACGGAGUUUUCUGCCAUGUCAGACAGUGAUCCCUGUGAGGACGAUGCUUACCCACUCAAUCUUUCCACCGGUGCCCGUGGAGCUUCUGCUAAGCGCCGCCGCCGGGGGAACCUGCCUAAAGAGUCUGUUCAGAUUCUGAGGAGCUGGCUUUAUGAGCACCGUUUUAAUGCCUAUCCUUCUGAGCAGGAGAAGCUUAGUCUGUCAGGACAGACCAAUCUCUCCAUCUCGCAGAUCUGUAACUGGUUUAUUAAUGCGCGGCGACGGCUUCUCCCCGACCUGCUGAGGAAGGAUGGAAAGGACCCGACUCAGUUCACAAUCUCUCGCCGCGCCAGCAAAUCCGACAGCCGGUCAGUUGGUUCCGCCUCCCCAGAACACUCCACCCCUCCGCUAGUCCCUGCAACUCGCCCCUCUGUCAUCCGCCCUGCCCCCACAUUGGACCUGAGCAUGCUGGGUAAUACAGCGACCGCCAUCUUGACCGGGGCUGGCUGCUUAGUGGGAUCGGGUCUAACAGGGCGAGACAGUGGAGUCCAGACACUCAUGCAGGUGGACACUCGUGGCCUGAUUAAGAAAGAAAGCGUGAAUGGACCUCCUAGUCUAACUACUAUUCCAGGCUCAUCUUCUAGCAGCCCAAGUCUGGGAACGAUGAGUCCUACUGUGGUGCUGUUCAACACACCACCCCCUACACCCCCAGAGCUCUGCCCACAUGACUUCAGCGACCUCAAGCUGCUCGUUGACGCAGCUCUACUGAGAGCAGCAGAGCAGGAAAACCAGAAACAGAAGGAGCAGCCUUCAGCUCGAGUGCCCUGUUCUGUUCCUGUAUCUGCUUCAGCAACAGAGGCUCCAAGUAGGAACACAGAGAAGGAAAAGAGCCGUGAAAGCCUAAGCUCCAGCAUAAAAUCUGACUCUGCUCCAAGCCUGCAGGAGAAGGCCAUUCUCCCAGUCUCUGUGCCGGUGUUAAAUGCUUCUGCUUCUGCUCUUCCUGCCAGCGAAGCAGGCAUUAGCCUGCCAGUGGUUCCACAAAGAGUUGCUGGAGCAGUGAAUUUUCAGCCAAAUGGUGUAUGGAGUGUGGUCAGACCAGCCAGCCCACCCCCAGCCAGCGUCACACACACCUGGAGCUCACAGCACACACUCCACGCUGUCAGAGAAGCAGUCAACUGAGAAAAUAUAAAUCAAGUGUAUGCAUUUAUGAAGGACAAAAAGCAACAUCUGAGAAAAGGACAUUCCACACAACCAAACCGUGAAUGCAACACCCCUCUGCUCUGGGUUCUUGUUUGGCUGAGGUUGUCCAUGACUCUUAUUUACGUGGGAGAAGACAGAUAGUCAUGUGGCUCCAAUGUCACCGUCGCCUUGACAAUCUCCAGUUGUCAUGGAUGUGAUCUGACGGUUGCCAGACAACCAGCUAGAAACGGAACAUUUCACCCGAUGGUUCAGAUAACUCGGUUUGUAGGUCAUACACUAAGUUUACUUUUUACUGACACAAAGGAUGUUUUUAAAGCAGCAAGCCUUUUAAAACUUUUAAAAGACUUUUCCAUUCUCUUCACUACAUGAAAGUUAUUUUGGGUCCUCUUUACCAUUUCAGCACAACACCAACUGAGAACAUAUGAUGAGGCUGGGCUUAAAAGGGAAGCAAAUCUUGUGGGUUUAAAAUCAUGAACAGCGCAUUUCCAGAUACGCCCCAACCAGUGAACUUUCCACACAAAUCCUGGCAGAGUCGUGAUGUUUCUCAGAGUUCGUAUCUAACUGAUAGGCGAGACAUUUCUGGUUUAUUUGCUUUUAGGACUGCCCUUAGAAGUUACACAAGUGGCCUUGCUCGGUUUUUGCCUUAGAUAUUGGUUAUUGUAGCAUUAGGCAAUAUUUCAAAGACAUCAUAUCACAAUACUUGAUGUUUACAUGAUACAUGGUUUGGUUAAGAGAAAGUUGAGUUUGAAACACAGUACACUAGUGAAACAGCACACCCAUAUUACCCUCAGAAGAGUGUAUUGUGAUAUGAUGUAACUUAAGACCUACCAGAUUUACUGUUUUUGCCUGUAUGCUCUAAUGUCCUGGCUUAGGGCUAGAUAAGUAGACUAUUAUGUAGCAUGGCUAACUAUUUUGUAUAUGACUCCUGAAUGCUCGUUGUGAACCAGCAUGCCACGCCGAAUGACUCGCUGGUGGGGUAGAUGUUAGUGUGCAGACAGGGCCUUGGACUUAAUCCUGCUGAGUCUAAGAGCUACACUUUAGUUCAAAAACCCCUGGCAUGCUGCAGCCUUGUUUGUUUGAUACCUCAUUCCAGUGGCCAGAAACCACUGCAAAUGGGACCACGACUUCCAAAUAUCAUCUUUCUUUUCUGUGUUUGUGUGGUCACUCAUACAUUCUGCACUUUAUUUCCAAGUCUGUAUGUUGCCAGUACUUCAAAUCCUUAACAGAAGCCUUUUUUUUUUUUUUUUUUUUUUGUUAUUGCUCAAACUUAUCUUUUGCCUCCUCAAGCAUUGUCUCAGUGUGGUCAGGUCUAAGGAUGAGAGAGAGGAGACAGACGGUUGGGGAAAUUGAUUGCACUGCAGAUAGCAUAGCUCAGCCGGAUCGUUCCUCUGCAGUGACAUGGCAUGAGACGGCAGCAGAGCCGCCAUUGAUUUCCUGAGAGACGCUCUCUCCCAUCCCAGACAAGCUUUAACUUCUUUUGCUGAAUGAAAUGUGGAGCUUUUACAGCGCUUUAGGGGCGCACAGUGUCAAGUAUUUCCAUAUGAGAUGUCAUGAACUCGUGUGUGUGUGUGUGUGUGUGUGUGUGUGUCUGAGACGGAGACUGGCAGAUUGUGUGAGAGAGAGCAGGAUUAAGGUAUAGGUUACAUGGAUCAAUGUGGUGAAGGUGGAGAGCAGACACUAUCAGUUUUAUUUUUCAGAUUCACCAGUAGUGUUUUCAUAUCCUUAUCAGCUCAUGCUGUUAGCUUCUUCUUAGGUUUAAAUGUUAUUUCAUGAGCUGAGGAAUACAUUUAUUCUGUAACGCACCUUUCACAAUGCUGGUUUAAAAAUGGUGCACAGCUGUGUUCACUAUAGUGAAGACAUUGAAUAUAAUAGCCUUGUUGACAUGAGAUCAGUUUCAGAGCAGGACUGUGUGCCUAUGAAUGUGAAAGAUCGCUGUAUUAUGGUGCUGGCAUUUUUUUAGUUUAACCUUUGGAGCAUUACGAUAGGGGUGUUUUUUUUGUUUUGUUUUUAAAUCGUGUUUUAGUUCCUCCUCAUGUUUCUUACUGAUUUUAUUGUAGUUGUUGUCACACAUUUUAUGUUAGUCCAUGUUUCUUUCCGUGCCCAAGUUCCAUGAAACUGUUAUGUUUUCUCUCUCUAUUUUAUUAUUUUUUUUAUUCUCGAUGUUUUUUUGUAGCUUCGUGGCUGAAUGAGUUGUAGUCACUGUAUUCAAUGCACACCAUCCUAGUUUACCUCCAGUGGUGCCAUUUGUCUUACUCCCCCAGUUGUUUUAUAUCCGCUAACUUAUGUAUUUGUGAAAACGCUGAAAUUUUUUGCGAACAUUUAGCGUAAUGAGCUAACCUGUUUCGUCUGCUUGUUUUAUGGUCACGGUUCUGUUCAAGUAAGGCGGCCUCUAAUCUGGGCUUCGUGUCCUGUUUUUGGAGGUCAACUCAUUUUCUAUAAUAUUGUAACAGUUACUAUAUUUUCUUAUUUUUUAAUUAUUAUUAUUAUUAUUAUUAUUAUUAUUAUUAUUAUUAUCUGAUUGCGUUCAGUCUCAGGUUAAGUCGGUUGUUCCUCUUUUAGCAUAGAUUUCAGCCCCUGGGGAGAAAUGCAAGAGUAUUAGGGAUCAGUAAUGUGCUUUAGACCAGUGUUCAAGAUGGAUGUUUGUAGCCCAGCAUAGGUUUACUGGACAGGAGAAAUUGGCAUAAUAAUAUGAAAACUCUGUUAAAACCGGUGUACCACUACAUGAAAAACCACUGUGAGCUUUCCGUUAGUUACUGGGUUCCUGGAACAACAUUUGGGUACUGGAUGUAUACGUAUAUUUUUCAGAGAUGCUCUAUUUUUUCACUUCUGUAGAAUGACUGAUGUUGAUAUUCUAGAUACCGUGUCUAUUUAGUUGAGAAGGGGUCUUGUAGAUAUAAAGCGCAUGUCUAUCGGGUCUUUUUUUUUUUUUUUUUUUUUUUUUUUUUUUUAAUGUAUAUUAAAUGUGUAGCGCUCUCUCUCUGUCCCUCUAUAUAUGACCAAAUACUUUUAAGAUGGAUAUGAAUAGUAUUUGUUUCUUACAUUUCCUAUCAGUGUAUCAAGUUAAAGAAAAAAAGAAAACAGUAUGGACGGUGAACUUGGCAUUUGUGCCUUACCUGAGAACAAGAGAAUCUUCCCAGCUUUUCUAGAAAUCUUUGGACUAGUCUGUGCAAUAUCUGCCUUAAACUUGUGAUGUGUCCUCCUCCUUUUUGUACAUUUCAGAGAAAUAAAGUACAAUUUUCAUAUAAGUUAAGUGUGUGUGUGUGUUCUAUGAAGCUUUGCUUAUCUCUGUGCCUGAGGGGAAUUAAUGGUGGUGUGUAUCACUGAUAGUUCCAUAAUAAACAAGAGUUGUGCCAAAUGUUGCAUAAUAAGGAAUCAGAUUUUAUUGAAUAAAAUAAGUAGCUGUCUCCCAUUAAAAGAAGUGAUCGAUGUAAUAUAUUUGUGAUGCAAGCGUUGCUCAUUGGUCCCAUGACAGUCUCUGUUAAUAAUAAUAAUAAUAAUAAUAAUAAUAA
Molecule: messenger RNA, 5031 nt
Organism: Hemibagrus wyckioides
Lineage: Eukaryota; Metazoa; Chordata; Actinopteri; Siluriformes; Bagridae
Product: homeobox protein TGIF2
Exons: 3
Coding region: 299-1501 (400 amino acids)
Biological process (GO): regulation of transcription by RNA polymerase II
Molecular function (GO): RNA polymerase II cis-regulatory region sequence-specific DNA binding; DNA-binding transcription factor activity, RNA polymerase II-specific
Source: RefSeq, a predicted model, not a curated record